AUGUUGAUGAAAGUUACUACAAUACUUGCUGUCUGUGCCAGUGGUGCAAUUGCUCGAAAUGUGCAACAACAGCAAGUCCUAUUGAACUCAGUGGACGGCAGCAGCCAGGUUGGGGGUGCUAGCGGUAAUGGUGAUGUGAAGCGACCAAACGUCGUGAUGAUUUUGACAGACGACCAAGAUAUGCAUAUGCAGUCAUUGGAUUAUAUGCCUCUAUUGAAAAAGCACAUGACAGACCGUGGAACCUUUUACAAACGCCAUUUCUGCACCACAGCUGUGUGUUGUCCUGCUCGCGUGAGUCUGUGGACUGGGCGAACGGCGCACAACACCAACGUCACCGACGUCAAUCCUCCUCACGGUGGCUAUCCAAAAUUCAUCAGUCAAGGACUCAAUGAAAACUACCUACCUGUGUGGCUUCAAGAUGCUGGCUACAACACCUAUUACACGGGCAAGUUGUUCAAUGCGCACACUACAGACAAUUACAAUGCCCCUCAUGCCGCAGGAUGGAAUGGCUCUGACUUCCUCCUGGACCCGUUUACAUACUCAUACUUGAACAGCACCUACCAGCGCAACAAGGAACCUCCAGUCAGCUAUGAAGGUCAUCAUACAGCCGACGUACUCGCCAAAAAGGCCAUGGGCUUUCUAGACGAAGCGGCAAGUAACAGUGCACCAUUCUUCCUCGGCCUCUCCCCCGUUGCUCCUCACUGCAAUGUCUGGGAAAACACCACUGGUGAUCACUCAACAGAAAAGUACAAACCGCUCUUCUUUACGCCGCCUAUUCCCGCCGACCGCCACAAGCAUCUCUUCAAAACCGUUAAAGUCCCGAGAACGCACAAUUUCAAUCCUGAGAAUCCCUCGGGUGUUAGCUGGAUGGCCAAGCUUCCCAAGAUUGAGGAUGGUGAUGUAGACGCCUACGAUGAAUUCUACAGAGCGCGCCUCAGAACACUCCAGUCAGUGGACGAACUAGUACAAGACGUCGUUCAUCGCCUAGAAGAGCUCAAUAUUCUGGAUAAUACCUACAUCAUAUACACCACAGAUAAUGGAUUCCAUAUUGGGCAGCAUCGACUGCAGCCUGGAAAAGACUGUGGUAUUGAGGAAGACAUCAAUAUCCCGCUCAUCAUCCGUGGACCAGGCGUCCCUGAAGGCCACACUACGGAAAUUGUGACAACACACACGGACAUGGCACCCACGAUUAUGGGCCUCAUUGGAGAGGCAGCGCCUGCAAACGCCAGAUUUGACGGCACAGCCAUUCCACUGACAAGUAGUGGUAUAGUAGAUGCAGCGAAGCAUCGUCAAGAGCACGUCAAUGUCGAGUACUGGGGCAUUGCCGUAGGUGAGGGUGGCAGACUAGGCGACGACUGCGUUUUUCAGAAUAACACAUACAAAGCUUUGCGAGUUGUUAGCCCGUCCUGGAAUCUGUACUAUUCGGUGUGGUGCACCAACGAACACGAACUAUAUGACAUGAAGAACGACCCAGGGCAAUUGAACAACCUCUUGUCGACUACCAAAAGGGAAUCACCAGUAGCCAGUUUAAAUGGGCAUGCUUUGGAUAAAGUUGUGGCACGCCUCGAUGCGCUGCUGUUUGUCUUGAAGUCGUGCAAGGAGGAGACAUGCGUCCGGCCAUGGCACUCGUUGCAUCCGCAAGGAAACGUGGAAAACUUGAAUGAUGCUCUUUCUGCUAAGUUUGAUGCGUUUUACACAGAGCAGCAGGUCAAGGUUGCGUUUAAUCGCUGCGAGCUUGCCCACAUCUUGGAAGCAGAAGGGCCGCAAUUUGAAAAGGACGGCUUGUUUUACCGACAAGGCCACAAGUGGUCCGAGUGGACCUAAUUGCGAGAUGAAAUUUUCCGCUCAAUACUAGUAGUAUACAAUACAACAUGAUUUACAAAGUACCAAAUGCCGCGUCCUGUCUGGGAAUCCCGAUUCGAGUCGACUCAUGCACAGUUGAAGU
Molecule: messenger RNA, 1945 nt
Organism: [Torrubiella] hemipterigena
Lineage: Eukaryota; Fungi; Ascomycota; Sordariomycetes; Hypocreales; Clavicipitaceae
Source: the annotation of a GenBank genome assembly